CUCUACGUGCCAGGCCCCACUUCCUCCUCUGGCCGGAUCUAGCCCCCAGCCGGUGGCCCGGGUGUUGCUGCAUUAAUCAGCCUUGCAGGAGCUGAGGAUCACAUGGUCCUCUCGCUGCCUCCCCUCUUAGCUGCUGCUUGUCAGCAGCUGGCGGAGCUGGAGGCUGCAGGCCUCUGGCUACAGGGAGCCUUUGACUUCAAAUAUUGGGGCGGUGGGGGCAAACCCUGCAUCUUGCGCCUGCACUUGGCACCAUCCGGCUGACUAAAUGGUUGGCCCCAGAGCCAGGAAGGCUGCCAGACUAUUCCAGGGAACUGCUGCAGACUAGGUCAUGUUUGCAUUUGAGGAAUUCAGCGAACAGAGUAUCUGCCAAGCCCGGGCUUCCGUGAUGGUGUACGAUGAUACCAGUAAGAAGUGGGUGCCCAUCAAGCCUGGCCAGCAGGGCUUCAGCCGCAUCAACAUCUACCACAACACUGCCAGCAACACCUUCAGGGUCGUGGGCGUCAAGCUGCAGGACCAGCAGGUGGUGAUCAAUUAUUCGAUCGUCAAAGGGCUGAAGUACAACCAGGCCACGCCUACCUUCCACCAGUGGCGUGACGCCCGCCAGGUCUACGGCUUGAACUUCGCCAGCAAGGAGGAGGCCACCACUUUCUCCAAUGCCAUGUUGUUUGCCCUGAACAUCAUGAACUCCCAGGAAGGCGGCCCCUCCAGCCAGCGGCAGCUGCAGAAUGGACCCUCUCCUGACGAGAUGGACCUCCAGAGAAGGCAGGUGAUGGAGCAACAGCAGCAGCGCCAGGAUUCCCUGGAAAGGAGAGCCUCGGCCCCCGGACCCCUCCUCCCGCCGGGACACCCCUCCACAGUCAGCGCUCCCCUGUCCUGUACGGGACCUCCCCCCCCACCGCCACCCCCAGUCCCUCCUCCACCCACGGGGAUCGCCCCCCCGCCCCCUCCUCCAUUGCCUAGCGGAAGCACCCAGGGUGCCAGCCACGACGAGAGCUCUGGGGCUGGGCUGGCCGCUGCCCUGGCUGGGGCCAAGCUGAGACGGGUCCAGCGGCCGGAGGACGCAUCAGGGGGCUCCAGCCCCAGUGGCCCAUCCAGGUCGGACAGUAGCCGGGCCAGCAGUGGGGGCGGCGGGGGCCUCAUGGAGGAGAUGAACAAGCUGCUGGCUAAGAGGAGAAAGGCCGCGUCCCAGACAGACAAGCCGGACCGGAAGGAGGACGAGGGCCAGGCGGAAGAGCCGAGCACCUCUCUGUCCCCAGGAGGCCGUACUGCCAGUCAGACCCCGAACCCCACAGACGCUGGCCGAAAGCCCUGGGAACGGAGUAACUCAGUGGAGAAGCCGGUGUCAUCGCUGCUGUCCAGAACCCCCUCCAUGGCCAAGAGCCCCGACGCUAAGAGCCCCCUCCAGUCCCAGCCUCAGUCUAGGAUGAAGCCCACAGGCAGUGUGAGCGAUGCUGCCCUGGACGCCUUCGACCUGGACCGGAUGAAACAGGAAAUCCUGGAGGAGGUAGUGCGGGAGCUGCACAGAGUGAAGGAGGAGAUCAUCGAUGCCAUCAGGCAGGAGCUGAGCGGAAUCAGCACGUCUUAGAGCCUGGAGACCUUCAGGGACCGCAGGAGGCCCUCGGACCCCACUGCAGGCUGGGGCCCCCUGGAAGCCGUCCCAAGUGAGAGAGAGCGCCGGCCCCUAACCCCCACCUGGCCCUGCAGGCGCAUUCGCGUUUUUGUACUUUAUUCGCUUAUUUAAGUGUCUGUCUGGGGUGAGCAAGCCCCACCCCACCCUGCUCUCCCUUCCAGGGCCCCUCACGGCAGGUGGGGUGGGCGGGCGCGUCGCGUCGUGUCCAUGGUAAUAAACGGUUCCUGUACACA
This is a messenger RNA of Suncus etruscus (white-toothed pygmy shrew), 1863 nucleotides long. It is a transcript of the gene EVL, whose product is annotated as Enah/Vasp-like. Gene Ontology annotation, molecular function: SH3 domain binding; actin binding; profilin binding. Gene Ontology annotation, biological process: actin polymerization or depolymerization; positive regulation of actin filament polymerization; protein homotetramerization. Lineage: Eukaryota; Metazoa; Chordata; Mammalia; Eulipotyphla; Soricidae. The record is from RefSeq and is a predicted model, not a curated record. Gene Ontology annotation, cellular component: cytoskeleton.